AUUGUAAUUGUAAUAUUUUCUCAGUGUAUAAUUACAUUGUAUUUCUUCCAACAAUAAACUGCAAUAAUUUUCAACAAUUAUUUUCAACAAUCAAUCAUUUCUGAAUCAUUUUGGCUUUAGAUGAUAAAAAAAACUGAUUAAUGUUUCAGAAUCUAUUCUUAAAGUACAACUCAUUUCCUAAUCGUCCUUCCCAUUUUCCGCUUCUGUAAAUACUAGAUAAAAUUUUCGACAAGUUCGAAAUCUUAUCAGUUUUAUCGAUAUACUUAAAAUACCGAUGAAAAUUUCGGCAAUCGAUGAAACUUACCUUAAUCAUUUUUUUUCUUCAUCAUGUCAAAGUCAGUAGUGGAAGAUCCGAAUAAUUCAUUUAUUAAUUUUCAAAAUUAUAAUAAUACUUUUUUUGAAAGUGGAAAUGAAAAUACAACACAAAAUAUGGUUGCAGAAGAACCCCUUCCAUGGGACACAUUUAAGUGUAUCCCACCAAAAAAGAAAAGUGAAUCAAUGCAAAAUAAGAAAUGUUUGGAUAUAUUAAUGCGUAUUAUUAAAAUAAUAGUGUAUGGUAUUCUCUUCUGCAUUGUCCUGUGUAGUGGUUUAAUUUCCAAAUUUACAAUUCUUUUUGCUGUGUCACAACUUGAAGAGAAAAAUUCUACACAAUUUUGUGAUCACUAUUCAGAAUACAAUGAAAAGUUGAAUGUACAGAUUUCCAAAAAGGGUAGGGUAAUUUGGACAUGGUAUAUCAUUUUUAUGUUUCUUAUACCAGAAUGCAUUAGUAUAAUAUAUGCAGUAUGGGAUUUUCUUUUCAAAAAAAAAGUCAAGAUGCCCGCGAAACGAAGAAUUGUAUUUCUUCUUCUACUGGAAACAAUUCAGUCAAGCGGUUUAGCUCUUUUAAUUUUUUAUAAUCUUCCAAAAAUUAAUUCCAUAGAUGCUGCUGCACUUUCUAGCUGUGUUUUUUUCAUUCCUGCUGUGUUUGCUUUAUUUUCUCCAAAUCAAUGGUAUACAAAAACAUGUACAACAUUUCUCUUAGUAUUAGGAUGUAAUACUUUAACAUUAAUUGCCCAAGGCUCUGGGCUAGUUUUACAACCCUUUAUAAAUUACAAUAUAAAUGAUCCUUUAGCUUGGACUCUUCCUAUAUCUCUUGUAUUAUGUUCUUCUCGAUGGUGGGGCAAUUAUAUAUCUCAGUCCAAUAAUUGUGGUUUUAUAACAAUGUUGGUGAAAAUAAAAAUGGACUUGAAAAAUAGUUACCAUAUAUUACACGGAUAUAUGGCAUUUUGGAGGAGUCUCAUUUUUAUUUUAAGUACUCUUGUGAUUUCAACUUUUCAGGGAAUUGAAGUUAAAGAAUUUUUUCAAUUUAUGUCUCAAAGGAAUUAUAAUAUUGAAUUAGUUCCCUUUUCAAAAUCUCUUUAUAGUGGAGAAUCUUACUUUGCUGUAGAUUCAUCUGCACCUUUAUACACCUUUUUAUUGCAUACUUUUAGCUCUUUUCUCGUGUACGAAUCAGCUAAGUUUGCAUACAAAACUAAAAUGCAUAAGUUUGGAUUUGCUUUUCCAAUAAGCUUAGUUACUCCAGGAACCAUAGCUUUAAUCACACUAUUUUGUAUCAUGAGAAAAGAAGAUUCGUGUACCUUUCAUAACUCAAUACCAGAUUAUUUAUUUUUUAAUGAACCUGAAUAUAAUGACAUUCAUGAAUUCCUGUUAAAUUGGCGUGUCUGGUGUUGGAUAGCAUGGUGGUUAUCACAAAUAUGGAUCACUGUGCAACUCUGGUUAGGAGAAGUUGAAAGACUUGCUACUGCAGAAAAGAUCUUUUAUAAUUUAACUUAUGACUGUCUCAUGACUGACCAGUUUAUAGGAUUAAAUAAGAGAAGACAUGAAAGUUAUGGUGUCAUUACAGGAAACGAAUACACAAACUUCAUUACAGAAUUAGAGAUUGGUAUCAGUAAAGAUAAUACAGAUAUCAAACAAAAUCCUUGUAUUACUCAAAUUUAUGCUUGUGCAACUAUGUGGCAUGAAGCGAAAGAGGAAAUGAAUGAACUAAUUGGAAGUAUUUUAAGACUGGACAGAGAUCAUUGUGCUAUGAAAGUUACACAAAAAUAUUAUAAAAUUACUAUUCGUGAUUAUUAUGAACUUGAAACACACAUAUUCUUUGAUGAUGCAUUUUGUUGCAUGCAUGGAUGUAUAGGAUCUUGUGAUCACAAUGAAAAUGACACACACAUAAAUCAAUAUGUGGCAACAUUUGUGAAAACUAUGGAAAAAAAUAUAAGAAAUCUUGGUAUGACUUUUUCACCACCAAUUAAAUGUCCAACACCAUAUGGUGGUCAACUGAUUUGGAUGUUACCUGGAAAAACACGUCUAACUGUACAUCUUAAGGAUAAAAAUAAAAUAAGACAUAGAAAAAGAUGGAGCCAAGUCAUGUAUAUGUAUUAUCUCCUUGGUUAUCGUCUGAUGAACUCAUCAUUAGAUAUUGAUACUAAGGAAUUGAAAGCAGAAAAUACUUAUAUUUUAACACUUGAUGGAGAUAUUGAUUUUCGUCCAGCAGCUGUUAAAGCAUUAUUAGACUUAAUGAUCAAAGAUAAGGAAUUAGGUGCAGUUUGUGGAAGAAUACAUCCAGUAGGAGAAGGUCCUGUAGUUUGGUUCCAAAAGUUUGAAUAUGCAAUUGGACACUGGCUUCAGAAAUCAACAGAACAUGUAACAGGUGCUGUUCUCUGUAGCCCAGGUUGUUUUUCCCUUUUUAGAGCAAAAGCAUUGAUGCAACAUAAUGUCAUAGCAAAAUAUGCAACUAAAUCAACUGAACCCAGACACUAUAUUCAGUAUGAUCAAGGAGAAGACCGAUGGCUUUGUACACUAAUUCUGCAAGCUGGUUGUAAAGUACAAUAUUGUGCAGCUGGUGAUGCUUAUACCCAUGCACCAGAAACAUUCAACGAAUUUUAUGUUCAACGACGGCGAUGGAUUCCAUCAACUAUGGCCAACACCUUUGAUUUAUUAAACAGUUCAAAGGAAACCAGAAAAGUAAAUGAUAAUAUAUCAUGGCUGUACAUAGUUUAUCAGUGGAUUUUAACAGGUAGCACUAUCAUAGGACCAUCUUUUAUAUAUUUAAUGAUGUCUGGUGCAUUUGUUACUUCUUUCCAAAUAGAUAACUGGUCUAGUUUCUGGUAUAAUUUAAUUCCAAUCAUUAUUUUUAUGAUAGUGUGUUUCUACUUCAAUGUACGAGUCCAGCUUAUAGUGGCUGAAAUUAUUACAGUUAUAUAUGGUCUAGUAAUGAUUAUUGUAUUAGUUGGAAUAAUGCUUCAAAUAGCUGCAGAUGGAUUUCUUGCACCUAAUGCUCUCCUAUUUUUUAUUGUAAUCAGUCAGUUUGUGAUGGCAGCUUUCUUACAUCCAAAAGAAAUAUCAUGCCUAUCUAGUGCAAUCAUUUAUUAUAUUACUGUACCAUCAAUGUAUAUGUUAUUGAUCAUUUUUGCUAUCUUCAACCUACAUAAUAUUACAUGGGGUACCAGAGAAUCUAAAGUACAACAAAAGAUCUCACAAGAACAAAAUAUGAAGAAUAAAUCACAGUCUAAUGAGAACAAUACAAAUACUGACAAUGAAUCCCAAUUUUCUUUAGCUAAAUUAUUCAAAUGUAAUUUUUGGACAUGUAAAAAUUCGGAAAAAGAAGAGAAAUAUUUAACUGCUAUAUAUAAUUCUCUAAAUGAAAUGAACAUACGCUUAGAACAAAUAGAAAGCAAUUAUAAGCAUAGCAGUAUAACAGAAGAAAGCACAAAAGAAAAAAAUUAUGAUGAAAGUAAACCAUCCAGUGAAAAAUCAGAUGUUACUGAAGAUUCAGAUACAACUCAAGAAUAUGACAGUGAUAUUUCAGAACAAACACAUUAUAUUCGUCAUCAAAAACAUCUAAAUUAUUUGGUAAAUCCUUAUUGGAUUCAAGAUGAACGAUUAAAAGGUGGAAAAGUAGAUUUUCUUCCAAAUUUAGAAGAAGAGUUUUGGAAACAAUUAAUUCAGAAGUAUUUGUAUCCUAUUGAAAAAGAUGAGGAAAAACAGAAAGAAAUAGAAAAAGGUUUGAUAGAUAUACGUAACAAAUGUCUCAUAAAGUUUUUUAUGAUAAAUACACUAUUUGUGGUAGCAAUUUUUUUACUGCAACUUAACAAAAAUAUCCUGUAUUUUCAAUGGCCUUUUGCUAUUGAAUAUAACAUUACUUAUGUAGAGGAUUAUGAAGUACAUAUAGAUAAAACAUAUAUGCAUUUAGAACCAAUUGGAUGUUUGUUUAUUAUUGCAUUUAUUUUUAUAUUACUUAUCCAAUUUUUAGCUAUGUUAGCACAUCGAAUCAAUACCUUCUCUCACAUAUUAGCUAAUAUGAAGUUACAUCUAACAUUUUCUGCUAAGGAAAAAAAUUCAACAGAUGAUGCAAAUAUAAAUAAAUAUGCAGAUGACAUAGUUAUGGGAUUACAAAAUGCAGUAGUAAAUCAAACAAGUAAUUCAAAACAAAGUGAAAGUUUAAGAAGAAGAAAAACAGUUCAAGAAUUAAUGGAAGAUGUUGAAGUUCCAUCAAGUAUAUCUUCUAAUUUCGAAGUACUCUUCCAUCAGAAGUUACAAGAACCUGAUUUUCUAACAGAAACAAUUUCAAGUGUAUCAAAAAGUAUAAAAGUACCUGAAAACGAUAACCCAAAAACAUUAACAGAACAUAAUACAAAAAAAUCCAAAAAUAUUACACAUGAUACAAAAAAUGGUUCAACUUCAAACCAUGACCUCAAAAAUGAAAAUAAGGAGAAAGAGAACCUCGAAUAUGACAACUCAACAUUUAUAAAUGACAGUGACAUAUAAGUGUAAAUACACUGAUUAGUUAUAUUUAAUUGAUAUGUAUGUCUUAAUUAUAUUAAACAAUUAAACGAAUAAAUAAAGUACA
Megachile rotundata (alfalfa leafcutting bee) is the source of this 4882-nucleotide messenger RNA. Its product is annotated as chitin synthase chs-2. The record is from RefSeq and is a predicted model, not a curated record. NCBI's taxonomy places the organism in Eukaryota, Metazoa, Arthropoda, Insecta, Hymenoptera, Megachilidae.